Molecule: messenger RNA, 525 nt
Organism: Neopsephotus bourkii (Bourke's parrot)
Lineage: Eukaryota; Metazoa; Chordata; Aves; Psittaciformes; Psittacidae
Gene: COXFA4
Product: NDUFA4 mitochondrial complex associated
Exons: 4
Coding region: 114-362 (82 amino acids)
Source: RefSeq, a predicted model, not a curated record
GCUACGGGCACCUGCUGUGCCGGGGGCCUCGGGUGACAUUGGGCCUCGGCAGCUGAAGGGAUUGGACGGGCACUUGAAUCUGGUAGAAAGGGAGAUCUUCGCCUGCUGCCGCCAUGUUUCGCGUUAUCAUCAGCCACGCCAAGAAGCACCCCAGCUUGAUCCCUCUGUUUUUGAUCAUCGGAUCUGGAGGCGUUGGCGCAGGCCUGUAUCUUUUGCGUUUGGCAAUGUUCAACCCUGAUGUCAGCUGGGACAAGACCAAUAAUCCAGAACCUUGGAACAAGCUGGCUCCCAGUGACCAGUACAAGUUCUACUCAGUUAACGUAGACUACAGUAGACUGAAAAAGGACCGUCCUGACUUCUGAACAGCACACUCAUCUCCAUAAGCUGCACAGAAAGGUCUUCCAAAAGUCAUCCGCACAAUUGUCAUGCUUUAUCAUCCUGGAAAUAAUCAAACUUGCCUCACACUGCACUUAAUCAUGUGUUUGAAAGUUUUUGAUGAGGCCUAAUAAACGUCUGAAACUUGAA